Messenger RNA from Rodentolepis nana, 351 nucleotides. The record is from the annotation of a GenBank genome assembly. Lineage: Eukaryota; Metazoa; Platyhelminthes; Cestoda; Cyclophyllidea; Hymenolepididae.
AUGGCUGAGGGAAAUGAAGAUGAUGUGUACAUGCUUGAGGUGGCAGUCCCACCAUUUGAGAAUGAAUUUGAAGAAGAACAACUGGAAGUGGAUUGUGUAGACGCUUUUUCAAAAUUGCCCACUACCGAAGUCAACUCAUUUCGAUGGACCAGCCUUAAAAAGAAAGUUCUCGAGUACAAGGACUAUCUAGAAGCGAAGGCAGACCACCUAAAUACUGUAAAGCACGAUGAUGAGUCGUCUCAGGAGUAUUAUAAAAGGUGCUUAUUAGUGUUGAAACGACUAAACACAAUUGAAAGAGAGGCCAUUGAGAAGAGACAAUCAACACGUCCAAGUAAACGACGUCGAUGUUGA